AUGUCUUCUGGAGAUACAUUAAUCAUUGACUUGAUUGGUAAUCAAGGUGGUCGUAGUUGUAUAGCUUAUAGUUUACUCAAUUAUUUAGUUCCGGAAUAUUCUAAUCUAAGUGUAUUGUAUGAAUCGUUCGAUGGUAGAAUAACAAAACCAUUACAAUCAUUCUCGAAGGCAUUUAGUUUAUCUCGAAAUGCAAUAUUAAAUCUUCAAACUGGUCUACCAUUUACAAAUAUGGAUUGGAUACAACCAUAUGUUAAUUACACAAGAGGGAAUUCGACUGAUGAAUAUUCAAUGAAAUGGUCGAUUAAUUGUGAUGGACAAGCAUUUGGUUCCGGAAAAUUUUGGCUAAGCAAUAGCACUAAUAGGAGAUAUUUUAAAUCAAUUUAUGUUUUAACAGAUGGUACUUGUGGUAGUGCUUGUGGUUUAUUUUUAUCUAAAUUAGCAUUGGGUUCGAAUUUUAAAAAAGCUUAUGGUAUUGGUGGUGGAUAUGAUGGAAAUAAUUUAUUUGAAAGUUCAAGCUAUGCUGGAGGUGGUACAUUUAAUUGGAAUGAUAUUGUUGGAUAUUAUACUUUAGUUGGUGCUAAUGAUUCGUCCAUUAACUAUUUACCAACAAGUGCUUUCUUGAGUGUGAAUGUUUAUGAGAUCUAUAUUAGUAAACUAAAUCCUGACUACCCAAGAGAAUUCUUGUCACAGCCAAUUGAUAGACAAGUAACCAAUGCCAAUUAUUUUAAUCUACAAUCCGCUUUAGAAGAGAUAAUCAAUGAUGAUCAAUCAACCAAAUGGACAUACUCUGAUGAUAAACAGUUCAUUAAGGAUCAUCAUUUUUAA
Rotaria sp. Silwood1 is the source of this 825-nucleotide messenger RNA. Lineage: Eukaryota; Metazoa; Rotifera; Eurotatoria; Philodinida; Philodinidae. The record is from the annotation of a GenBank genome assembly.